UAGAGCAAUAGGUAUGUGUUAGUACUGUAGCGCUUUUGCUAAAAAAGUUCAAACAAUGAAGGAGUUUAAAGUUGUUGUCCUUGGAUCUGGAGGAGUGGGGAAAAGUGCUCUUACAGUUCAGUUUGUUACAGGAACAUUUGCCGAAAAAUAUGAUCCAACGAUAGAAGAUUUUUAUAGAAAAGAAAUUGAAGUGGAUAAUUCACCUUCUAUACUUGAAAUCUUGGAUACAGCUGGCACAGAGCAAUUUGCCUCAAUGCGCGAUUUGUACAUAAAGAAUGGGCAGGGUUUUAUUUUGGUCUAUUCCUUAGUAAAUGCUCAAUCUUUUCAUGACAUACGACCAAUGAGAGAGCAAAUUUGUCGACUGAAAGGAACGGAUAGGGUUCCAAUAGUCUUAGUUGGAAAUAAGGUUGAUCUAGAAUCUGAACGCGAAGUACGAACUGCAGAUGGUGCAACGCUUGCCAAUGAAUGGGGAUGUCCUUUCCUUGAAACUUCUGCAAAGAGCAAACGUAAUGUGGAUGAACUGUUUGCUGAAAUUGUUCGUGAAACAAACUUUAUGUCGCAGCCACCAAAAAGUGGAGAUUGUUGCAUUAUAUUAUAGCAGGCUGACAAAAGCCUACUGAAGAAAACUUGUGAAGUACAAGCAUCAGUUGACCCACAUUCAAUUGUUCAGUUUCAAGCAGUAUUGGAAUGCUGUAAUACAACUUUUGCAAGAGAUACAUUUUUGGUUUGGUAAUACAAUAGUAUACAGUGCUUUGUAAUAGUACACUGCUUUGAUAUAAAUAAUAUCUGUCUGAAAUGGAAACUUGAUCCAGCUUUAUAGACUUUCUGCUCUGCACUCUAUAUCAGUUAUGAUUUUUGUACCCUUUUUAGAAAGCAUAAAACUUUAUAGUUUAUUUUUGGUGCAGCACAUGUAUGUAUUGCAAACUAAAUUUAUUUGUCAAUUUAAAAAUGCUUAUUAUCACAUUGUAAUUGUUAACCUGAGUAGGAGCCUCAAUUUAAGAGCUGUACUGAUUGUAAGUUUCAUUUAAGGCAUUUGCUUUAUGUAUUACAAAACUGAUUCAGUUAAACAUUUGGUUUUAAAGUAUUAUUUAGUAUAACUGCUACAUUGCAAGUCAUCCAAAUUUGUUAUCACCCUAUCUGAUAACUUUAAUUUAUUUGUUUAUUCUUUGCGUUGGUUAUUUUUGUUUCUUAAUUUAAAGAUGUUUACAUUUUUGCCAUUUAAUUCCAUUAAACUAAAGAUUAUUAUUAUUUACAUUUCAAUGUGCUGUGUGUAUAACACCCAUUAUAAAAAGUCUUUUUCCCACUAACCAUACAUACAAAAAGGUUCAGUUUUGAUUACUUACAUUGGUUUACAUCAUCGAUGUUACACAUUCUAAAAGGAAUCGCUCUGGGCACUGUUCACAAUAUUAAAGAUAUUUUUAACAGUGAAAUUUAAAAAUUUGUGACCCGAUUCCCUAUAACAUGUUAAAUAUUUCUUCCCGAUUGUUAUUUUUAACAGCAGCAUUUCCCAUACUAUUAACAUUAACCUGGAACCAUGAGAUUUUUAUCAGCAAUUCCUGAAUAAUAUACAUAUAUAAGGUUCUUACACCAUGCCCCCUUUUUAACAAGCUCUUGGUCCGAAUUUUGUCUGUCUUAUUUCCUACACAAGGGGCCCAGCUAAAAGAAACUAAACAAACAAUAAUUAACUGAUAGUGGUAAGUUUGAAACUGUUUUAAGUUCACACAACUUGUGCCUCCCGCAAUGUGAAAAACUUUUUCUGUUUUUGUUGGUUGUUUUUAUGAGUGUACUUUAAUCACAUUACAUCGUUUUAAAUAAAUUUAACGUUAGAUUGUA
Messenger RNA from Ciona intestinalis (vase tunicate), 1833 nucleotides. RefSeq names its product ras-related protein Rap-2a. Gene Ontology annotation, cellular component: membrane. NCBI's taxonomy places the organism in Eukaryota, Metazoa, Chordata, Ascidiacea, Phlebobranchia, Cionidae. The record is from RefSeq and is a predicted model, not a curated record. Gene Ontology annotation, molecular function: GTP binding; GTPase activity. Gene Ontology annotation, biological process: signal transduction.